GUAAACUUUUUUUCUAGGAAUUAGUAAUUUUGUAAUUUUUUUCUUUGGUAAUUGUUAAAAGUCUAAUUCCAGGCUUGCUGUUUACAUUUUUACAUAUUUUUCUUAAAUGCCUCCACUUCACUUGGAUUCACCUGGAGUGGUUGUAUAACGGUGUUCAGCUCAGCAUGUCUUGGUUCAUUGUAAACAUCAGUAACAUCACUUUAGGGAGUUCACCAUCUGGUGAUGAGCCUCGAGACGAGCGCCUGGCUCAAGUGGAAAUAGCUCUCCUCUCCAUCAUCUUCAUCACUGCAGGGAUCCUGAACUUCGGUCUCCUGUUGGUGCUGUGGAAGAGGAGGAAGCAGCUCUCCAGGAUGCGCGUCUUCGUCUUCCACCUGUGCGUCGCAGACCUGGUGGUCACAUUCUUCCAAGUUUGCCCUCAACUCAUGUGGGACAUCACGGACAGAUUCGUGGGGCCAGAUAUCUUAUGUCGCUUGGUGAAGUACUUACAAGUUGUCGGGAUGUUUGCCUCCACUUACAUGAUCGUGGUGAUGACUCUGGACCGAUAUCAAGCCAUCUGUAACCCCAUGGUGACCUUCCAGAGGCGCAGGGCGCGUUGGAACGGUCCGGUGUGCGCAGCCUGGUGCGUCUCUCUCAUCUUCAGCCUCCCGCAGAUCUUCAUCUUCUCCCGGGUCGAGGUGGCUCCAGGUGUGUACGACUGCUGGGCUCAGUUCAUCAAGCCGUGGGGACCCAGAGCUUACGUGACCUGGACCACCUUGGUGAUCUUCAUCCUGCCAACUCUCAUGGUGAUCGUGUGCCAGGUGCGCAUCUGCAGAACUGUGCGCAUUAACUUCUUCCACAUGAAGACGCAGCAGCAGCAGCAUGUUGCAGAGCAGCAGGCCAGUAAACAGCUGUCCUCCUCCAGAGCCAGCAGCGUGGCAGGAGUGUCCAAGGCUCGGGUGAAGACGGUGAAGAUGACGGUGGUCAUCGUGCUCGCUUACAUCAUCUGCUGGACGCCUUUCUUCACCGUGCAGCUCUGGUCCGUCUGGGAUGUGGAGGCACCAACUCACACUGCAACCUUCACCAUUUUGAUGCUGCUGGCCAGUCUGAACAGCUGUGCGAACCCCUGCAUCUACCUGCUGUUCAGUGGGAAGCUGCCCAAGACGCUCGUGGCCCUGAUGUGUGCAGGUCAGUCCGAUCUGAAGGAGUCAAUCCAGGAGGAGGCCACCAUGGUCAGCUCCUUUUACAUCAGCCUCAAGAGCCUGUCGGACUGCAGAUGAAAGUGCUGACGCUUUGGACUCUUAUCUCUCCUCAAACCAGCCUGUUGAGCACAGAAUGAAAAUAUGGAUCUCUCACGAGAAAGACUUGACAUCCACUAAUAAGUGUGAGGACAAAGAUCACAGCAGAACUACAAAUCCCUGUAGUAACACUACAUUACAGUGAGAACAAUCUAUGAAAUGCUUUCACGUACAAACACCAGGGAGUCUUUACAGGGAUAUUACAGUGAAACAUUGAUGCUAUAAGGUCACGAUUACAUAACACAUACUUUUCAAAUGUCAAAGGAUUGUUAAAGGUCUUUUUUAACCAUGUUAGUGGUGUAGUUCUAGAAAUGACGGUCUGUCGAUCGGUUGGUCCACCACUUUGGUUAAGACUGAAAUAUCUCAACAACUAUUGGAUGGAAUGCCACGACAUGUUGUACAGACAUUCAUGUUCCCAAGAGGAUGAAUCCUGACGACAGUGAUGAUCCCCUGACUUUUCCUCUAGCGCUACCAGCAGGUCAAAGAUUUCACUUAUCCAAUGAAAUAUCUCAACAUCUACUUGACGUGUUGGCACGAAAUGUACAGACAUUCAUGGUUCCCUGAGGAAGAAUCCUGCUGACUUUAUUGAUCCACAGACC
This is a messenger RNA of Sebastes umbrosus (honeycomb rockfish), 1873 nucleotides long. RefSeq names its product oxytocin receptor (gene avpr2b.1). The record is from RefSeq and is a predicted model, not a curated record. Gene Ontology annotation, cellular component: membrane. The transcript is spliced from 2 exons. Lineage: Eukaryota; Metazoa; Chordata; Actinopteri; Perciformes; Sebastidae. The coding region runs from base 165 to 1256 and encodes 363 amino acids. Gene Ontology annotation, biological process: G protein-coupled receptor signaling pathway; regulation of systemic arterial blood pressure by vasopressin; positive regulation of vasoconstriction. Gene Ontology annotation, molecular function: vasopressin receptor activity; peptide binding.